This is a messenger RNA of Trypanosoma brucei brucei TREU927, 2406 nucleotides long. RefSeq lists its product as hypothetical. The record is from RefSeq and is a predicted model, not a curated record. Lineage: Eukaryota; Euglenozoa; Kinetoplastea; Trypanosomatida; Trypanosomatidae. Bases 1 to 2406 code for a protein of 801 amino acids. The transcript has a single exon.
AUGGCAGCCCAACACACAUGUCUGGUAAGAGUUAAUUUAUAUCUUUUUGAUGAGAAAAGUGGUCAAUACGAAGAUUAUGGGCCGGUGGGUUGCACAAUUAUCGGUACACUUUCCGAUCCUCCCAUUUAUAAAAUGGGUUGCUAUGACGAAAGGAGUGAGUACCUGUGCACUGCAGUUAUUACUUCCAACAAUGAAACGGGUGCGUGUAUCGCACUACAAGAAGGAGGAUACGUAUCUUUUAAGGAUGAGCAAGGGAGGUGCUGGUCUAUGCUUUUUGAAGAAGAGGAUGAGGCGAUUAAGUUCUGUGCGCAUGUAACUGUAGCUAUGUACGGUGUGUCUGGCUCUCCGGAGCAGAGUAUUAUUGCUUGUGAUGUUACCAUGGGGAAUAGGGAUCGAAUUAUCCUCGCUAACGAUCAAGUGAAGGUUCGUUAUAUUUGUUGGGUUAUCCAAGCUGAAAAUCCGCGAAAAGAACUUCCCACACUCGGAAGCAAGUUGGAUGGAAAUCUUCACGACGAUAAACCGGUUGCAUUGUGUGUUCCAACAAACCACCUCAGUGUUACACCAGACAUGAGGGGGUUUGAGGGUAUGCUUAUUGGAAUGACUGAGAAGGGGUCUCGUUUCGUAGUGGUACCCUCGAAGGUCAGGCGUGGGGCAGGGGCACAGGUGCAUACCUGCUUUUUCAUGCACGUGGUAAAGAAAAAGGAUACUUUGACCGGUGAAGGAAACAAUAGUGGGGUUGUUCCCUUUCUGACUUCGCCUUCCAACAUGUCAGGUCAAAAAGCUGAUGGAGUAAGUAACUUGAGUCCUGAUGCGGCUUACGCGGUGCCUCCACCACCGGCUGGCUUUAACAGGGAGCAACUAUCAGCUGUUGACCGGCUUCGCGACUGCGCCGAACUGCUCACGAGGCAACUGCAGAGCAUUCGCCAGCAACUCGAUGUCUUCAUGAACGAUGUCAAGCUCUUUGAACGCGACACGAAGCCUCACAGUUUGUCUAGCGCCCAAGUCGAGUAUUCAGUACAGAAGCUCAUGAGCGACACUGAGCAGAACAAAGAACUACUUUCCCAGAAGGAAAUCACCCUGAAGCAAAUGGAGGAGAAAAAUAGAGAUCUACAAAAGAAAGUUGAGAAAUUUAGCGCAACAACCAACAUGCUUGCUGAAGAGAAAAAAAGUACUAUUAAUUUGCUUAACGAAAAUAAAUUGGAUUUGGACCGAAGGUUGGCAGACGCCCAGGCUCAACUUACGAGAAUUCAUUCCGAACGCGAAGAUGUUUCUCGUCAUUUGUCUUCAAUAAAGCAACUCCUUCACGUCACUGACCAGGACAUUAAGACCGAGAAGCGAAGCCUACAAGUUGCAUCAGUUGUGUUGCAGACUAAUAAGGCGAAGCUCGCGGCAGCUGAAGCAGCCCAUACAGAGGAGAGCUCGCGUCGGAAAAUUAUGGAAUCAAACGCCACGACUCUCAACGAUCAGCUGCGCAGUAUUACAGACGACAUUCGUCUGAAGGAAGGUCAGAUAGAGGAGCAGAGGCAGAAGAUAGAGAGUGAUAAGCUUCACUACGUGCAGUUAAUAGAAGAUGAGCGUGGCAAGGGUGCUGAGGAUGUUCGUGAGUUGCGGCAGGAGCUACUUGAGGAGCUGUCUGUACGUGAAAGAAGGUACCAGGAGGAACGGCAAAGGGUUGCACAAGAUUCUUUUGAGAGAGGGCGCUUCCAGGGCAUUGAGGAUGCCCAGAAUGAGGCUCUUGUGGAGGCCGACGCGGCUACACAAGAAUUAUCCAUCACCAUUCAGCGACGGAAAGCUGAGUUAAACGCCAUGUGUGUGCGUUUAAGGGUGGCAAAGGAGCAAAAUGAGGCGGACGAGUGCCGAGUGGGGGCUCAAGUUGUAGUGUUGGAGAAGACGAUCAGCACGGUUACGGCACAGAACACGCAGAUGGAGGUGGAGUUGAAUUCUUUGAAAACAGCGGCAGACAGAGUUGAAAGUGACGUAUUCGCGAGCAUGAGGUCAACAGUCGAAAAGCUUUCGCACCCAAUUGGUCGGGAUGACCUGCUGGCACUAAUUCACUCACUGCGGAUGAACGAAAACGUUAGCUACGAUUUCGAGACAAAACGUGAAGAGGAAAGGCAGGCUGCGAUUGACCGGGAACGCAGGGAAGUUAUGGAAUGGGUUUCUGGGACGAUAAAGGGUGACAUUGUUCGUUUCCCGCCUACACAUGUGCCGUACUUUGCCGAUGGUGUAGAGCUAAAUUCGGGUGGAACUGGGCCACUAGAAGAGGGAGGACAGCUCAGCCAUAUAGUGGAACUGAGGUUCGAUGACAUCAACAAUGCCAAGGAGUCCGAGAAAUGCUGUUUAGACGACGUUAAUGCGCUUUAUCGUUCGCUUCUGCUCGAAAUCACUUGUGGGAAGUCCCUGUAG